CUUUUCUCUCUUUAUUUCUUUUCUGUAAAUUAAUACUAUAUACAUCUAGACAUACACAUAUGCUCUCUCUCACUCUCUCAUAGUCUGGCACAAAUCACAGCAACAGCAGCAGUUUCCUCCACCCAACAGUCGCAGCGCUGCUACCUGCAGCAGCUGCUGCUGCAACUUGCAGGGCUUUUUUGGAGACAUAAUAUGUGUGGGUUGAUUGAUCUCAACACCGUCGACGACGACGAUACGGCGGCGCCGUCGUCCUCCGCCGCCGCAACGGCGGUGUGUUUGGAGCUAUGGCACGCGUGUGCUGGUCCACUCGUUUCGUUGCCGAAGAAAGGGAGUGUGGUGGUUUACUUCCCCCAGGCCCACUUAGAACACUCCUCCGAUUUUCCCUCCUCCGCCUACGACCUCCCUCCUCACGUCUUCUGUCGCGUUCUCGAUGUCAAGCUCCAUGCUGAGGCAGAUACUGAUGAGGUUUAUGCACAAGUCUCCCUAAUUCCUGAUGCUCAGCAGAUUGAGCAGAAAUGGAAACAAGGGGAAAUUGAAGCAGAGAGUGAAGAAGAAGACAUUGAAGGUGCUGCAAAGUCUAGUACACCUCACAUGUUCUGUAAGACCCUUACUGCUUCUGAUACUAGCACUCAUGGAGGUUUUUCGGUCCCUCGUCGGGCUGCUGAGGAUUGCUUCCCUUCCCUGGACUAUAAGCAACAAAGGCCUUCACAAGAGCUUGUAGCAAAAGAUUUACAUGGGAUUGAAUGGAAGUUCCGGCACAUCUACCGGGGCCAGCCUCGAAGGCAUCUGCUGACUACUGGUUGGAGUGCGUUUGUCAAUAAGAAGAAGCUUGUCUCUGGAGAUGCUGUGCUCUUUCUAAGGGGUGGUGAUGGAGAAUUGAGAUUGGGAAUCCGAAGAGCAUCUCAAGUCAAAAGUGAUUCUACUUUUCCAGUUCUUUCUAGCCAGAAGUUGAAUUUUGGAUCUAUCAGUGUUGUUGUCAAUGCUAUAUCCAUGAGAAGUGUGUUCAGCAUUUGCUACAAUCCAAGGGCUAACUCGUCGGAGUUCAUAAUACCAUUCUGUAAAUUCUCAAAGAGCCUUACUAAUUCUUGUACUGUUGGAAUGAGGUUUAAAAUGCGUUUUGAAACAGAAGACACAGCUGAGAGAAGGUAUACUGGACUAAUUACAGGGAUUAGUGAUGUGGAUCCCGUUAGAUGGCCUGGUUCGAAGUGGAGGUGCCUAUUGGUAAGGUGGGAUGAUCUAGAAAAUAUCCGACAUAACAGGGUUUCUCCUUGGGAGAUUGAGCCGACUGGUUCAGUUUCUGCAUCCAGCAGCUUGGUGGCACCUGGUAUGAAGAGGACAAGGGUUGGUUUGCCUUUCACAAAACCAGAUUUUCCAGUUCCCAGAGAUGGGGCGGGAUUGUCAGACUUUGGGGAAUCUUCAAGGUUCCAGAAGGUCUUGCAAGGUCAAGAAAUUUUAAGUUUUAAUUCUCCUUACGAUGGUUCUGAUAUUCCAAAUCAUCAUCCAUCAGAACCAAGGAGGUUCGCUCCUGGUUCUGGUAAUUCCACAAGUUCUGCAAUAGGAAGUGUGAGGAACCUUCUUGGAGAUACUUCAAUUUCCUAUAAAAGCACAGGCUUUGGUGAGUCGUUUCGAUUCAAUGAGGUCUUGCAAGGUCAAGAAACAUUUUCAAAUUCACCAUAUGGAAGAGGCCCAAGAAUCACUGAAGGUGUUCAAGCUUCAAGGUCAGGGAGUGGAUGGUCAGCCUUAAUGCAGGGUUAUAGUACUUAUCUUUGUCCAUCUGCACCAUCAAUGCAAGUGUCAUCUCCUUCUUCUGUGUUAAUGUUCCAGCAAGCCCGUGCUCCGGCUCCUAACUUCCAUGGUACACGAAGCGUUAAUCAGGAGGAGCAUGAGUUUAGCAACCGGUCUUCAUUUGAUGUUUCUGAAACAUAUGGUCGAAAGCUCACAUCAUCCUCGCCUUGUGAACAUACCUCUAGGAAGGAAGCCACACAAGGUUUCAAUUCCUUUGGUCUUUUAAAAGAGCAAAACCAACUGGGUAUCUCACAUUCUACUUUUGCAAUUCAUUCAUCGUAUAGAGGCAGUCAAGAUUUAGUUUCCACAUGUAAAAGUAGUUGCAAACUCUUUGGUUUUCCCUUGACUGAGGAAAGAAAUGUCAAGAAUAAAGAUUGCAAUCCCACUCAAUCUUUUCUACCCCGUGAUGAGGAGCAUUUGAAUCCAAAGCCUACACUGGUGACCAAGAUAGUUGGAAACAGUUGUACCAAUGUGACUGAACUCUAUGCUGUUAGAGAUAUGCUUCUCGAUAUUGCAUUGUAGUAUAAGAACUGUAAGUUUUGGAAAGGGGAAGCGAUGUAGGAAUGGUUUGUUGAUAUGAUUUCUAAGUGGGAGUAAUAAUUUGAUAUUGGAAAAGGCCUUAUUGGGUGGAGAAGGGAUAGAACUUGUUUACAAGGAUCAUGAGGAUGAUUUGAUGCUUGGAGAUUUUAUAUAGCAGAAAUCUGUUGUUCUGAACUUCGUGACAUUCAUUAAUGAAGAAAUGCGAUGGUGAUGUUUUGAUGGUUUUGGAAGGUGUUGCAACAGCAGCUGCUUCAAAGAACAGCUUGGUAACUGUUGAUAUCAUCUUAAACUUUUGAAAAAACUUGUAACUAUUCUCUGUGCAAGAUGUUGCAAGUUGAGACCUAACUCUCUCUCUCUCUCUCUCUGCUGUGGGUAAAGCAAUUCUAAUUGAUUUCAUAUGGUUUUCGCAUAGUAGUAUUUAUUUGCGAAAUGACUGCUUAAACUCACGAAAUGUGUUAUCCAGUCUAAACAUGCUAUUGUGACCUGAUGUUUAAUUUGCUCA
Camellia sinensis is the source of this 2827-nucleotide messenger RNA. RefSeq names its product auxin response factor 3. Gene Ontology annotation, molecular function: DNA binding. Gene Ontology annotation, biological process: regulation of DNA-templated transcription; response to hormone. NCBI's taxonomy places the organism in Eukaryota, Viridiplantae, Streptophyta, Magnoliopsida, Ericales, Theaceae. Gene Ontology annotation, cellular component: nucleus. The record is from RefSeq and is a predicted model, not a curated record.